Molecule: messenger RNA, 2150 nt
Organism: Myripristis murdjan (pinecone soldierfish)
Lineage: Eukaryota; Metazoa; Chordata; Actinopteri; Holocentriformes; Holocentridae
Product: vacuolar protein 8-like
Exons: 13
Coding region: 47-1801 (584 amino acids)
Biological process (GO): nucleus-vacuole junction assembly
Molecular function (GO): protein-membrane adaptor activity; protein binding
Source: RefSeq, a predicted model, not a curated record
CUCCCAGUCACGUGACGCCUCAGACAGGUGCGUGUGUGUGGCAGGUAUGUCCUUUGUUACUGAAGAUGUAACCAUGGCGUCUGGGCUUUGCGGGAAAUGUACCCAGCUCCUCAACGUUUUAAGCGCUUAUUUGAGGAGAACCUGCAGAGAGCUGGAGCAAAAUAUAAAGGAAUUCAUCAAAGAAGUUGCCCGGUGCACCUGCCUGAGGAGAGCAGCCUCGGACACUUUACAAAGGAGGAGAACACAUGACUUGUCGUUAUUACAUCACCUGUAUGAUGGUGAUGAAACUCCUGUGCUCAAUCAAGAAUGCCUACAAGCACUGAGUAGACUUGCAGCUUCAGAAGACUCUGAUCUACAACGGGCUGCAGCCAUGUGUUACUUACAUCUUAGUCAUCAUUUGGAGUCUCCCCUCCCUGAUGCCUUCAUGGAGCCAUUCAUGGCCUUGCUUCUCUCCACCGAUCUGGAUGUGCAAAAGACCAUUUCUCUGUCGCUGGUCAAUUUGCUAGUAAAGAAGAACGUGUGCAAAGAGUUGGUGAUUGAAAUGGGGAUGCUGGCGCCCCUGUUGGAGAUGUUCCAGUCUGGCGAUCCCACCGCUCAGUGUCACUCUUGUGCAUGUGUCGCUGUGCUGGCCUCCUCAGAGUCAAAUCGAGAGGCUAUCGUGGCUGAUGGAAUCAUACCGCUGCUGGUUUUAGCAAAGUCCUAUGAUCCCAAGGUGCAACAAAAUGCAGCUUGGGCCCUAUUAAAUCUCACACAAUCAGAUUGGUCAACACGAAUCUUGUGUCAAGUGGGAGCGAUCCCUGUCCUGGUGCUUCUGCUACAAUCCUCAGAUUCUGAGGUUCAGUUUUACAGCUGCUCUGCUCUUUGCAAUAUCGCCGCCGUCCAAGAACAUCAUCCAAAGUUGCUAAGCAUUGGGAGUCAUUUUUUGUUGAAGUCUCUGUUGACUCUCAUGUCUUCCUCUGUCCAAAAGAACUCAGCCCAAGCUUGCAGAUGCCUACAAAGCCUCUCAAAGAACGUUCUGAUCCAGGAGCAGCUGAUGGAGCUUGACUGUACAUCACCUCUGAAGGCACAGCUGAACUCCUCCACUUCUUCAUGGACUGAGUCGGCAAUUACACUGCUGUCUACACUGUCUGCACACUCGCCAAAUAAUGAGGUCCUGGUGGGUGAGGGACUGUUGGAUGUGAUAGGACAGCUGCUCCAUCAUCACAGCUCCAACUCUGCUAUUAUCACACACAGCUGCACCAUAAUCACCAACCUGUGUAGCUCCUGCAUGGGUCAGCAGGCUGUGAUGGAAAGUCAGUGUUUAUCAGGACUUCUCUCAGUCCUUGUGUCUCCACUUAUGUCAGAGGAGACCUUGCUGUGUGUGACAUCGUGCUUACAUCAUUUGAUGACCCGGGAUUCACUUAAGUCUAAUUUGUCAGCGGCAAUAACAUCGGAGCAAGUUUCAGGACUUGUGAAGUUGUCUGGAGAAACAGCAAAUCCACAGCUGUCAUACAAUUCUGCCGCCAUCAUAAGCAAACUACAAAUGAAUGGGGAAAUCAUCCAGUUACUGAGACCUCACUACAUGGCCGUGUCAGCAUACCUGUUGCCAUUUCUCAAAAAACAGGAUGUCAGUUUCCAGCAGCUUGGCAUAGUAACCAUACUCAACCUUAAGAAAGAUGGAGAAUUUUCAGCUCUGUUGGCCGGCAGUGAACUGGAGACCCAGCUUUGGAAAGUGCAUGCGCAGACGGAGGAAACAAGACGGCUACUGCAAAUGAUUCAGCUGCUUUCUCCAUCUCCUCUUAACCCUUCUCUCACUCAGUAAAUACUGAGAUGUGCAUACUGUGAACUGUAUCAGCUGUUUAUACUGUUUUCUCAUUUUUCAUGCUGCAUUGAUAAGCAGACAUUUUAUAUCAUGUUUGAUGCCUUAACACACUUGUUUUACUCCAUAUUGUUUUUCAUGUCAUAAUUCUAGUCAGCGAAUGAACUGAAAAGAGGAGUCAGACACGCUGCAUAACAACUUUAAUCAAAGAUGGCAUAUAUUUAAACUUUUAAAUAGGUUAACAAGGGUUCGUUAUAAGCAGUACUUAAACUACAGGAUCAAAUAUUGAUAAUUGGAUACAUUGUUUUUAUAAUUUUUACUUUUUUAUUUCAAUAAAUUGACUUAACCCAUA